Messenger RNA from Ostrinia nubilalis (European corn borer), 6011 nucleotides. RefSeq lists its product as uncharacterized. The transcript has 23 exons. Lineage: Eukaryota; Metazoa; Arthropoda; Insecta; Lepidoptera; Crambidae. The record is from RefSeq and is a predicted model, not a curated record. The coding region runs from base 369 to 4118 and encodes 1249 amino acids.
AAGCGCUGUGCGCGCGACGCGCACGAAAGACUAUCGACUAUAGCGCGCGAUCGGAACAUGUGAACUGUGAAGGACGUGUUUAUUAUUGUGUGAACUUAAUGUUUAUUUAUAAAAUUCGCGAGCAUUAUUAAUACCAUUUCAUAUCUGCAUAAGAAUGUGAAUAAGUAGGCGGGUAUGCGAAUCUUUACGUCUGCCUUUAGACAAGACAGCUGCAUAUUUUCACAUGUUGUCCUAUCAGAUGGUAGCUUCGUAAACAGUGGAUUAUAAGUAAUAUUUUUUACUUGUUGACCUGUCUUAGCUUCAGAAUCAGUGGAUUAUAAGUCUGAGGAUAGGUGGCCAAUGUGAUUUGAGUGUGUGUCGACGAGCUUAUGGGGCAAUGCGUGUCCCGGAGUCAUCCGGGCCCGUAUGCCUUCUCCAGACAAUACGAUGCCGAGAGCCUAGCGAGCAGCGUCAGCGGGUUCACUAGGAAGGGUCACUCUGAAUCGAAAGGAGCCAAGAAGAGGGACAAAAGCGCGAGUGGGAACGGGAACGGCAAGCCCAGCCGUGGGGUGGCCACGUCGUUCGGGUUCCGACGACGGCCGGCCAGCACUUCUCGGGCUGAUGACAACGCCCGAAGGAAGCAGAAACAGCAGGACAAAAAUGGGAAUGGAGGGUCGACAGAGGACCUUCGGGCUGAGGAGGUGCUGUCGGGGCGGUCCACGCCACUCGCGCGCCCUCGCAAGGAGACCGCGGGGCAGCCUCUGCGGACUAACAGGUUCGGUUUCAGGCAGCCGCACUCCAAGACGGCGAAGGUGGGGGACGUGAGCCUGGCUGCGGAGCCGGCCUUCGGCGCCAACCCUAAGGAUAAGGAUACAGCCAUCAAUAAUAAUGCUUUAGAUAAGAAAAGUACAAAUUCGCCGUACAACCAGCUGCCGCCGCUCGCGACGCAAGUGUCAGCCGCCGGCGUCACCACCAUCGUCGGCGCCACCGGGGUGCCCAAGACGGUCACCAAGCAGACCGUCAUCCUCACGUACCAGCCUCAGCAAUAUGCGGUACAAGAGGGCAGGGCCAAGACUGGGGCCAGGGCUGAAACCCCCCGCGGGCCCGGGCCCCGCCAGGGCAGCGACAUCCAGAAGCCCCCGGGGAAAUACACAUUCCAAACCAACCAGCUGCCGAGGCCGCAGUACCCCGCCGUCAAGAACAUAGACGCUAAGACGGCUAAGCAGGUGGUGAAUAAUACUAGGAAGGCGGGAUCCUCCGAGGGAUGGAGGGAAGGUGCUGGGUCAGCAGUAUCUUCUGACUCGGGCGUGUGGACGGGCGGGGAGUGCGGGGGGGAGGGCUCCCCGCGCGCGCGCCGGCGCCCGCGCAACUUGGAGAUGGUCAUGAAGGGCUCGCACAGCUUCCACCUCCGAGAGCUGCAAGUGGCCGACCUUGAUAUUAUGGACGAAGCAGUCGUGACAGGACACGCCGUGAUUCCCCUGCCAAAGCUGCCCAGUUCCUUCGACGACGAGCUAUCUCCCGAGUACGAUACUCCAGCGCCCACCUACAAGCCCCCAUCGCCUAUCCUACCCAAGCCGGCGCCUCCGCCAGAAACGUCUAAUAGACAGAACUCGCCCAUGUCGACCCUGGACCGCUACAGGACCAGGACCAGGCCGACUAGGAUCCAGACAAAUCUGGAUUAUAAGGACGAGGAGAAGUUCGUGCUGGAUCGGGCGCAGCCUGAGAUGUUGAAUAAACAGAAUUCGUUUACAAAGUCAUCCAGUGGUGUCGUGUCACCUACCACGGUGAACUCCAGCAAGGAAUCCAGUCCGUCUUGCAAGAGCGAGGAGAGCCAUUUCGGAAACAGCAGCGCCUGGCAAAGCCAAGCUGCUGGAGAAGCUAUGGCUACAAGAUCACAAGACGAUGUCUCCAUCGCCCUCAGCGUCUCCAGCUGUGAGGACGACAAGUCCAAGUUUGAAGUCAAGGAAGCGCCAAAGCCGGUGGAAGUGGAGAUCCCUAAGAAGACAAUAGUCAUCAUGGAUGAACCACCUGUUCCUCAUCCGCUUCUGAUGAAAUCGUUGACUCUCAGUCAACAUGACUCGCUACGUAGUACUAUGAUGGGGUCGAUGACAAGUUCCAACUACAGCACUACGAGCACGUGCACAAACCAGAGUGGAAUCCAUGACAACCUGACGCUCACGUUGGAAGAGUCCAAAUUCGACAUGUCAGCUCUGGAAACGUCCACGCAAAGUCUUCUUGACGAUGAGACGUCUCCAGCCGACAGUCUGAUAUCUUCCACCAGCACCAGUGACUCCAACAACGAGCUGCACAUAGAAAGAGAUCCACCUUCCAUAUCUUCGGCGUACCAGACUGCUAACACCAAGACCAGGACGCCAGAGCCGGUCGUCGAGGAUCGGGUUGAUGGAGAGUUGUUGCAGCCAGUGAAAGAAAUAAUUGAAUUAAGGAGCGUCUGCAGUGGAGGAGAGGGGAGCAAGAACAACACUCCAGAGUCUCCCGGCACUCCCACACAUGCUUCUGGCUCCCUGUCCCUGUCAGAUGGGCGGGACUUCUUCGACGAUGAGAUCGCCGACCAGCCAGCGUUGCUGUUCCGAAAAAACAAUGACGGCAGUUCAGCAAACAAAGAAGAAACGGGCAGACAACUACGGAGGUCUAGGGAGCGCAUCACAUCCAGUCCCCUAGCGCAGAGGAAUAGAAAACUUUGCAACGGUCGGAACGGUGGAACGGAGCGGACCAACUCCCUUGACACGCUGUCGAGCCUGGCUUCCGACGACCUGAUGAUGGACAACGACCUGGCACAGUCCGUCACCAGUUUGCAGAGCGUUGAUGAUUAUAUUGAGAGGCUGGACAGCAGCCUCCGGAGUGGUCUGAAUUCCCUGGACGAAAAGCAGCUCCGCCAAGAGUUGUCGUCAUCCAAGACGGCAGUACGGCAGUGGAGCCAACUACUGGAACAGAACAAUUUCUUGGACCGCCAGCUGGCGGCCAUGGCGCAGGGGAAGACCGGACCAGACUCGCUUACCGCGAGCAAUAACAGCCUUACUAACAUCGGGGCCAGCCUACCAGUGCGCACAGCUCGCUUGCUGCAGCGCUCGCGCACGCAGACGCCGUCGGACGCGGCGAGCGAUGGCACCGCGUCGCCUGCGCCCGCGCCGGCCACGCUGCUGCAAGACGUGGUCGAUAUCAAGACCCUGCUGCUGCAGCUCAAGCGGGUCUUACAGGAGCCCGGGGAGGAGCAUCAUUCGAUGAGUAGCGAAACUCUCGACCCGUUGCUGGCGGCGUGCGCGGAGAGCCCCGCGCGCGGCAACGGGCGCCGCCCCCCCGCCUCGCCGCUCAACCCCGACGCCUGUGCAGAGAUGCGGCGCCAAAUACUAUAUCUGCAGGGGCAGUUGGAAGAGCGCGACCGUCUGGUGCGCGUGCUGCAAGCGCAAAUGCUGCGCAUGGCGGAGGGCCACGAGCCGCGCGCCGACGACACCUGUAACGUCGCCACGCAGACCGAUAGGUUGCGGCCCCCGAUGAGUACGGCGCUAACGAGUUCUGAUAAUUCCGGAUUAGUGAGUUGGAAUGAACAAGCUAGCGCUCGCAAGCUGCCCGCGUACAGUGAAGCACAAAAGAGCAAGCGGCCCCUCGCGCCUGUUAAGUGUACUUGCGGCGCGCGAAAGCCCGACGACCGGCCCGACGUCACCCUUAAAGGAAACAGCCGCGUCGGCUCCAAGUACCUCCAGGCACUCGGCCGCUACAAACGCGACUCCUCCCUAGGAGAACCCGCCGACCGAUCGCCCAAGAUCUCCCUCUACACCGGCCGCUCACGAUCCAUAGAGAACUUCCACAACCAGUACCCAGCCCCCGAAACGCUACGACACGCCGUCAUCGACGAAAACUCCCUACUCAAACAUCACACGUCAUACGGAGAUCUGUACAACGGAAGAAUCGGGAGCAAGGAGAGCGUCAACGGAAACCGCCACAGCCCGAGCCUAAACGGCCAGUCCACGGAUACGGAUUAUAGUUCCGACGGCGGCUACAAGUCGCUGCCGUCGUCCAUCAACUGCAACGGGCACUCGCCGAAGAAGGUCAGUGGCAUUCCGCGGAGGUCGAUCGAGCAGAAGUUCCUUUCCGCUAAGCACAUCAAAGCGAGCGCUAUUUGAACGCACCGAACCGGUUGAAACUUUUGACGCGUUAGCUCUUCUCGAACGAAAUGACUGACGUUUUUGAAAUCGUAGUCUUUCUAGUCUUAUAGGUUAGGACCUUAAUCGGAGUCCUUAGACCAACUAUAAUAAUAUAGAUAACGAGACCGCUUAAAAUUUUGCCAUCAAUAAUGACAUACUUUAGCACGUGUGAAUGUGUGUAUAUGAAGUAAGCGAAUGAGAAUAGCUUCGCAUCAAUAAAAUAUAUUAGACUCUGAUUAAAGUCUUCGGGAAAUUUUACGUUCAAACGAUUGUCAGUCAUUGACGGUUCGUUCAGAGGAAACGCGUUCGGAGGCGACUGGUGUAUCUCAAUUGUGAUAUGUUGAUUCGUCUUGUAUGACAAAAGAUGGUCAAUAAAUAGUUUUGCCUCAAGUCGCACUGGACGAAUUUAAGCAAUAGUUGAUACUGUACGUUAAGGAAGGCCUCUGUGACAAUAUCAUCAAUACGUAGUCAGUUCAUUUUAGUCACGGAGAUAUAUUUAAGUCGACAAAUGGACUGAUAUUAUUUACAUAUUUACUAUUAAUAUAACGAAUGUAGACGUUAGUGUCACACAUCAUAUCAGUUAUUAACACGGUAGGUUAUAUAGGUUUAUUUAUCCAACCUGUAAAUUAAGUUGAUCACUGGCCUACCAAUAAUUUUCAUUCACAUGGUUGGAAAGUAGCUUGAACAAAUGGGAGUUUAUUUUUGAUAAUGUUUCGGAGGCCUUUCCAAUUUGUGUUGUGCGAGUAGGGAUGCCACCAUUUGAUUGAAGCCAUAUAAAUUAUAAAUUCCGUUGUAUGGUUUUUAAUAAUUACGGGUCAUAUAGUACAUAAAUCGUCGGUAACUUAUUUCGAUUUACCUAACAAGUUCGCUGGAUGUUUGGUGGCAGUCCUAUCGAGUCUACGGAACCUCGCUGCAACGCUUUCGUUCGCAUUUAGUUUCACCGCGAGGCUAAGUAAGCUAAGUUUGUUCGAUGCCAAAUUAUAAUCGAUUGUAAUCAUCUCGUUAGUAACUCGAGUACUCGCUAUUCAUUUGACGUGAAACGCAACACUGUCGUUGCGAUUCUUAUUCAUAUAUUGCUUAAUGCAUUUCUCUUUAUUAUACGGUGGCUACAUCAACCCAUCAUAGAUGACUUUCCUCAAUGGAUUCUAAGCUGUAAAUUAACUAAAAAUAAAGUUAAAAAUCCAUUGGGGAAAUUCGUCACAUUGUGGCAGGUUGAUCCGCUCGCGACUGUAACUUAUUUUAAUCCGAUAUAUUUUGACCUUCUGUAUAGUACAGUUAGACGAUUAAACCGUUCGGAAAUAAUUUUGUAGGUUUUGUUUACAAAUUUGUAUACAUGCGAUGAAGUGUUAUCUUAGAUUUUCUAUGGUAGACAAACUAGUAGAUAAAGCUGUAAUAUGUGAUAAGAGUGGCUGUAAGAACUUGUAUUUAAUUUUUAUUGUAUCUUCCCUGUUAAUCACUUGUGUACUCGGUAAAUUAAUCUCGGACGUUUAAAGUAAUGUUUUGCUGUGUACAAUUAUUUAGACCCGUUAGGUAUCAUAUAGGUACGAUACAAUGUAAGCUAAAAGCAUUUUUAAUUUUAAUAUCCCGGAUGACAUUUUUUAGCAUUUGUGAGAUCAUUGUUAAUGUAAUUAAUGUUAAUGAUAAAUCAUAAUCUUCCGAGAGCCUAAUUAAGUAUCCUAUAUUGAUACCUAGAAGAAAACCUAUGGUAAUAAGAUCAUUAACUUCUGUGUACCUACUUAUGGCUACUUGUGUCGAAUCAUUACGUACAUUGCGCUUUCCUACAUUAGUUCUAAGUCUAAGCCCAUUAGCUUAGUUAAAUAUUAUAUUAAUUUAAAAAUUGAAGUUGUUUCAAUAAAUAAUUUUAAUUUUGAA